AUGACGAAAAGUCAUUAUGGCCACCGAGCAUGUCACAUCACAAGCUCAGUUUCGCCGCGGUCAAUCCACGGUCAGACGGAACCUCUGAGCAGUGUUCCCCAGCAUUUCAAGUCAGAGCGCCAAGGGCCCCAUGUGCGAGGCGUGGUGGAUGUGGGGGGGGGGGAGCGUCUGGAGUCGACAACGAAGCAGGUGAAAGCCGCUGUCGUCGGCAGAGGUAAACGCAGCGUCGUUGGAAAGGAUUAUCCUGCUGGUGGUCUCGGGUCAAUGUUGUAA
Sporothrix schenckii 1099-18 is the source of this 273-nucleotide messenger RNA. RefSeq lists its product as uncharacterized. The coding region runs from base 1 to 273 and encodes 90 amino acids. NCBI's taxonomy places the organism in Eukaryota, Fungi, Ascomycota, Sordariomycetes, Ophiostomatales, Ophiostomataceae. The record is from RefSeq and is a predicted model, not a curated record. The transcript has a single exon.